GAGUGUGAGCAGCAGCUAAGAGGGAACAGCAUGUUUAAUCCCUGAGACGACUGGGGGACUUUUCACAUGAAGUGUUUGGAAUAACGCCCUGAUUCGUGUCUUUAAACCUUGGAUCCAAUCCUUCUUCGGGGAAGAAACUUUAUCAGCCAAAUAAAUUAAAGGAUCUACACGUGUCAGACUCUUCUGACAGUACGGUCGACAUGGACCGCAUGAGGAGGAAUAGAGUGGAACACGAGCGUCAGACCCAUCAGGUCUUACAGAAUACUCCUCUCGACCUGAUUGAAACAGGGAAGUCCUUGAAGGUUCAGGCAGAGCGCCCCCACCUGGUUAGCUUGGGAAGUGGACGUUUGAGCACAGCCAUCACUCUGCUGCCGCUGCUAGAAGGGAGAACCACGCUGGGCAGCGAUGGGACAGAUAUCCCGCUGCAGGGCCCAGGCAUCACACCCCAGCAUUGCUACAUUGAGAACCAAGCAGGGAACAUCACCCUGUAUCCAUGUGGGAACCAAUGCUCUGUGGAUGGGCUUCCCAUCACCAAACCAUAUCGCCUUACACAAGGGUGCAUGCUGUGUUUUGGUCAGUCUGCCUUCUUCCGCUUCAACCAUCCCGAGGAGGCUCAGAGAAUGAAGAGUAUGCUGCCUGCAGGGAGCCUCAGAGUGAACACAGUCAAACCGUUCCCCUCUGACCCCCACAGCAUCUCCAAUGGAAGCCAAGAGUCAUUUUCAGAGAACAAUGAAGCUAAACUCAAUGGCAUGGCAACCGCUCAGCAGGACCCAGUGAAACUGAAACCAGCCUUGUCAUUAUCUGGUUUUGGAAAACAGUCUUCCAAAACGAUUGUUGUGGACAUACCAAACGGGAAAAAUGGCAUUACGCCAGGCAAUUUGGGUCAAGAAAACAGUGGCAGCGUCUCUCUGACUCAGCAUGUUACCAAUAAACCCCAUGCAGUACCUGUUCCUUAUCCCCGGACCUCACACUCUGUGGCUUUGAGCGGUAAUGGAAGAACUCAGAGAACCCAGGAGAGCCCGAAGCCUCUAAGAAAUGUAGGUAAAGAGACGACAUCAAGCCCCAAGCUACACGGAACUGGGUUAGACAACGGAUGUCCAAGUCAGAAACACUCUUCCAUCAAAAUUUCAUGCACAGCACCAUCCAGCCCUCAACUAAGAAGUUCCUCUCUUCAGACAAGGUCCCACAGCCCAAUGCGAGAGCUGGCCCAUCCCCUCUCGGAUGUUGAUGUUCCUCAUAGGAUGGCUGGCACCAAUAACCUUAGGGAACUGUCGCGGGUCAGCCCCUUUGUGUCCUAUAGGGGGACUCCAGGACCACAAGGAGCUCCUCAGAGCCCACAGGGCCAGCGCAAACCUUCAACACCACUAAAAGCAGAGGCCAUGAGGCCCCUAUACACACAGAGCCACCCAUGUGUUUCCAGGCUGGAAAAACAGUCAGAGAGCAGACCGUUACAGCCUGGAUUAACAACUGGCAUCACGUCAGGCCUGGGUUCAUUUUCUGAUUUGUCUCCUAUGGCUAGCCCUUUUAACGAACGGAGGACUGCCUGCAUGAGCGCAAAGGGAUCCUUCAGCAAGGAAGGAAAUCCUACAAAACUGUAUACCAGGGAACGUAAGAACAGCAUCUCCGAGAUCAGCGAUAAUGAAGAUGAGCUGAUGGAGUACCACCGGUGGCAGAGAGAGGAAAGGCUGAAGGAGCAGGAAAUGGAAAAAAUGGAGCGACAGAGGCUGGAGACCAUCCUGAAUCUGUGUGCGGAGUUUAAUCAGGAAGACAGCCCUGCAGAGCUGGUGAGGAGCGGCCCGAUCGGGGGUAUUAGAGGAGUUGGCUCAGAUUCAGGAGGAGGGGUAUCUCUUGGGGGAGCAGAACGAGCCAAGAGGGUGGGAGAGAACGAUGAGGAGACCCAGAGAGAGGAAUCCAGCAGCACAGAGAGCACCCAUCAAGAGUGUGAGCUGUUUGCUGGACAGGAACAGGUCUACCUGGAGGAGGAGAGGAAAAAGGUCUUGGUUCGAGUUGACGACUUAAAGUACAGAGUUGGUGAACUGGAGCAGCAGCUACAAGAGACCAAACAGGAGGUGGAGAUGGAGCAGGCUCUGCUGCAGGCCGAGAGACGGGCAGAGCAGGAGCAGGUGGAGGCUGAAAAUGAAAUCAUUGCUCAGCUGCAGCUCAAACUCAGUCAGCUGGACAAGACCUCUCAAAAAGAGAAGGACAAGGGCAGAGCUUAUGUGUCGGCUGAGCGGAAGGUCCUGGAAAAGCAGAGGAAUGAGUACAAUGAGCUGAAGAGGCAGUUUGAAAUGUGCCCAAUCUUGUCUCUAAGGGAACAGUUACAGGAGCAGCUCAGCAGGACAGCUGAGGCUCUGGAUUGUGGGACCAAGCAGUUUGAAGAGCUGGAGUUCUGUCAGCUGGAGGAGGAGAGUCGGCUAGAGGAGAAGAAGGAAGCCUGUUCUUCUCAGCUUCUCCAAAAGCGAGCAGAGUAUCAUUGCAGUGUUGCCAGCAGGAAGGAAAGGAUGGCUGCUCUGGAAGCUCAGGUGAAGCAGUUGGGGAUACAGGCUUCCCAAGAUUGUGAAAAACUUACAAAAGACAAGAUGGCAACCCUUCAGCUUCUGCAAAAGGAGCAAGACGCAUUAUGCAGCCUGGAGAAGAGGUAUCACACCCUGACAGGAGGCAGAAACUUCCCAAAGUCCGGCAGCAGCAUGAAAGAGGAAUCGCUUCACAUCAGCGAACCUGACCUUGUUUAUGUGGAUGCUCCUCCUCAUAGCCCCUGUCCCUCCUCUUCUCACAACCCCUCCCCUGAGCUCUGUCCUGUCAGGCUGCAAGAGGAGUACCUCAGGCUGUCUGAUGUCUAUCGGAUGUAUGAAGAUGCUUAUAAGCAGCCUUACUCCUCCUCCCCCGCUGCUCUCCACUGCCUCUCCCUAACUGUGUCUCCAACUCUGCAAUGUGAGGACUACAUCACAGUGAGUCAGUUAAGCCAGAUCUUUGGGAUGCAGAGAUGUAAGCCCUCCUCUUCCACCUCUACUCCAUCAUUCCCUCUUGCCUCUUCUGAAUCUUCCUUCACGUGCCACUCAACUGCAUGUGGUUCUUCCUCCUUUCUUUCUGCUCAGAACCAUGCUGAGCUGAGCAGGAAUGCAAUGCCUCCCAUUAAUCUUGAGCGCUGGUACCAAGACAUCAUGGCUGCUGGAGAGCCUCAGUCAUGUCCUCCACCACUGCCUGCAAAGUCUUUUUCCACACGCAGACAUGGGCAGAUGUUAAAGUCAAAAUCAGAUGGAGAGGUUGGACAGGGGCCAUCGACUGCUGUCUGCAGCGCUGCACUUCUGUCUCUCUCCAGUGGCAUUAUGCAUGAUAGAAAUGCCCCCUCAAUGUUGAUGCUGAGAGAGAAAAACCCGUUAGACAUGGAUUCCAGGAAGCAAACAUCUCUGCACUGCAAAGACCCAUCUCCAACUGUCCACCACUCCAUCCUGCACCACCAGCCGCCGCCGAGCGGCAACCAGGCGUACGACACCCUGAGCCUUGAAAGCUCAGACAGCUUGGAGACCAGUGUCUCCACUGGAAACUCCGCCUGUACCCCAGAAAGCGCCUGUGGGUUAGAGGCCCAGAGGAUAGAGGAGAUGGAGAAGAUGCUGAGGGAGGCACAGCAGGAGAAAGCACGACUGAUUGAGAACAGAGAGAGGGAGGUGCAGGCUCGGCGGCAGAUGCUGGAGGAGGAGCGGAGGAGGCGGGAGGAGGCUGAGAGGAGGCUUCAAGAUGAGUCGGCCCACAGGCGGAGACUAGUGGAGGAGGAGGUGAAGAUGAGAGAGAAGCACUUCUCCCAGGCUCGUCCAAUGACCCGCUACCUGCCAAACCGGAAGGAGGAGUUUGACCUUCGGGCCCAUGUGGAGUCGUGUGGCCACUGCAUAGACACCUGCCCCUUCGUCAUCCUCACCGAGAAAAUGUGCAAAGGCCACCUGGUGAAGAUGGGAGGAAAAAUCAAAUCCUGGAAGAAACGCUGGUUCGUUUUCGACCGUCUCAAAAGAAACUUCUGCUAUUACAUCGACAAGCACGAGACCAAGCUGAAAGGGCUCAUUUACUUUCAGGCGAUUGAAGAGGUUUACUAUGAUCACCUGCGCAGCGCCGCCAAGAGUCCCAAUCCAGCCCUGACCUUCUGUGUGAAAACUCAUGAUCGGCUGUACUACAUGGUGGCCCCGUCUCCUGAGGCCAUGAGGAUCUGGAUGGACGUCAUAGUUACAGGUGCAGAGGGCUACACACAGUUUCUGAGCUGAGAGAUGGAAGCAGGGAUGAUUAUAAUGACGAUGAAGAGGGAAACAAAGGAAACAAAAGGAGACCUGGGUGCUGACCUGAUCUAACUCCUGCUGGUGCUGGAAUGGAUGGACUGAAGUUGGUCGGGACAGGAAGAGGAGAAUAACUUCAUAGAAAGUCUGAAACCUGCAACUAAAUAAGGGCUCAGACUUACAGUGGUGCUUUUUUAAUGAAACUGAAUCAGCUUUGAGAUUGAGACAUUAUAAAAAAAGUCAUUUUUCAAUGUGAUCUAAAACAUUUCAGGCAGAAUCAUUUUAAGAUUUCUUAAUUUUCUUUUAAACCUCCAACUGUUUACACAUCUAAACCAGAUAUAAACAUCAAGUUAUCCCUUUAUAUAUUUUUACCUUUUCUUUAGAUGUAGUAAGAUUUUAAAUAUUUCAAAACAUUAAAUUACUAGAAACCUUUCUAUAGCCUUUAAGCACAAUAAUCUAUGUUACAUAAGUGAACGACUUUUACAUGUCCUUUGUUAAUAUCUGUAUUUAUAUAUGUUCCAAAAGCUUUUCAUUCAGGUACAUAACAGAGCGAUACAUUUGUACUUUGUAUAAAAAUAUCAAAUACUUCUUUUAACAUUUCAAUAAAAAGCAGCUUUUACAGUACAAUUGUUAUGAUAUGCUAAAAUCCAUAUUAAAUAUAAAUUAAAAUAUAUUAAACAGA
Molecule: messenger RNA, 4941 nt
Organism: Cyprinodon tularosa
Lineage: Eukaryota; Metazoa; Chordata; Actinopteri; Cyprinodontiformes; Cyprinodontidae
Gene: phldb1a
Product: pleckstrin homology-like domain, family B, member 1a
Exons: 25
Coding region: 201-4250 (1349 amino acids)
Biological process (GO): regulation of microtubule cytoskeleton organization
Cellular component (GO): basal cortex
Molecular function (GO): protein binding
Source: RefSeq, a predicted model, not a curated record